Oncorhynchus nerka (sockeye salmon) is the source of this 1673-nucleotide messenger RNA. RefSeq names its product C-type lectin domain family 4 member E-like. Gene Ontology annotation, cellular component: external side of plasma membrane. Gene Ontology annotation, molecular function: signaling receptor activity; carbohydrate binding. Bases 318 to 761 code for a protein of 147 amino acids. NCBI's taxonomy places the organism in Eukaryota, Metazoa, Chordata, Actinopteri, Salmoniformes, Salmonidae. The record is from RefSeq and is a predicted model, not a curated record. Gene Ontology annotation, biological process: biological process involved in interspecies interaction between organisms. The transcript is spliced from 5 exons.
ACUCACUACUCAGGAAACAAAUACAAAUAUGCAAAGGAGAAGCUGUAGCCACAACUACCCGUGUCAUUUUUUUAUACCUCCCCUAGGGGUUACAUCUUCACACAGAUAAAGACAGACACACAGGCGAUACAGAGAGACAGAGACAGACACGAACACAGAGACAGACACGAACACACAGAGACAGAGACGGACACGAACACACAGAGACAGACACAAGCACAGAGACAGACACGAGGCAGAGGCGACGCUAUCACUAUAACCGGAGGCUUAACGUAAGAUACAAGUAACAGCACAAGAAGCAUCCGGCAUUGCUGUAGAUGUCUGAGGCCAUCCAUGCCAAGCCAGACAUGACCAAGAAAGUCAAUUUUGACAGAGGUGAGAUGGAGGAGAGGAUUGUGGACAUCUACGUCAGUGCAGACACCCUGAGGGACCACGAGACCAGCACCAAAACAGAAGAUGUAGAACACACUGCAACUAAUGGACCGGGAGACCAGCACACAGAGCCUAAUAGCACAGGGAAGAGACCCUUCUUAGUUGCUGCAGUGUGUCUGGGGCUGCUGUGUGUUCUCCUACUGGCUGGGAUCAUAGGCCAGUCUGUUCACUGCUGGAACAAGUUUGAAUCCUGUUGGUACUUCGUCUCUUCUGAGAGAAAAACCUGGAGUGAGAGCAGACAGGACUGUGUGGAGAAAGGAGCAGACCUGGUGAUCGUAAACAGCAGAGAGAAACAGCCUCAACAAGAGAUUCUGGAUCGGUUUGACUGACAGAGAGACUGAGAGGUCCUGGAAAUGGGUUGACGGCACACCACUGAUAACAAGUUACUGGAUAAUCGACCAGCCUAAUAAUGGACGAAGUCUUUCAAACUUUCCGGGGGAGGACUGUGUUGUACUAAAAAAUGGACAAGAUCAGCCUGAAAAGACAUGGAAUGCUAUAAAUUGUACACAAAAACGUAUCUGGAUUUGUGAGUGGUGUCACAAUAACCUCCUGUAACUCUCUCUCUCUCUCUCUCUCUCUCUCAACAUAUGAAUCAAAUUCCCAUUUACUUCCUGGGAUGCAUUAGUAGCUUCCUGUCUUCAGUAGUUAAAUGAUGGACACAUCAGACACAGACAAUGAUUGAGACACAACAACAGCUGCAUUAGAACAGACAGAAGGGACCAGUAUGAGGUUGUUAAGUCAGUACAGUCGACUCCUGAUAGUUGCACAUCAGAUAAGUGCGAGACCUGGGUUCAAAUACAACUUGAAAUCUUUCAAAAGCUUUGAGCGUUUGCUUUAGCCUACCUUCAGUGCCAGGUGGGUACUGGGGCUUUUCUGUUGCAACAGAAGUAUUUUAAAUCAUUUCAUAUAGAGAGGCAUUCUGGGAGUACUCCUUAGACACCUGGUUCAUUUAUUAGGUUUCGUCGUCUCCGAAUUCACAGAACGUAAAUUUUGACAUGGCCUAUUGAUUAACAAGACACACCGUUUAUCUUAUUAUUUUGUGCUAUAAUUUGCAGUUUACCUUGGAACAUAUUAUCAUUAGAAUUAUUUUACAUUGUUGCGUCUCAAUGGGCCGCAAGGAUAUAAAUAGGAUUUAUGUGCAAUGGUCAGGUCACUCUGAGGAAGAUGUCAGCUUUAUGUUGAAAUGUCAGUCACCUGUUCGCAUCCUGUACAAUGUAUUAAAGUGAGCAAUAAGAAAUCAA